Topomyia yanbarensis is the source of this 662-nucleotide messenger RNA. RefSeq names its product shematrin-like protein 2. The transcript has 2 exons. The record is from RefSeq and is a predicted model, not a curated record. Bases 91 to 543 code for a protein of 150 amino acids. NCBI's taxonomy places the organism in Eukaryota, Metazoa, Arthropoda, Insecta, Diptera, Culicidae.
GGAUCAGUUUCGGAACGAAUGCUGGAAAGUCUUGAGUCUGAGUGUUUUUCGAAGCGUCGCCAAUCGAAAAUUUAAGAAUAAAUCACAAAAAUGAAUUCCGUCCAGUGUCUGAUGCUGUUGUUAGUAGCCUCAACAUCCUUUGCCUUUCCCCAGUCUGAAGUAGUCCCAGCUACACAGGGCACUGCUUCUCUACAAAUAGCACAAGAAAAACUGCCCGAACAGCAAACUGCCGAUGAGCAGCCAGUCCAGGUUCCCGAAGCUGACCCGGCCAUCAUACCCGUGGAUAUAGCGCUGAUCAAUGAGCAACCAGCGAACGUCAAUGAAAAUACUGCACGCCGAAAGCGACAGUUUGGUGAAAUCGAUAUUGAUAUCGACUUGUACGGUGGGGGCGGUGGUUUUGGUGGUCCUGGGUAUUAUGGUGGAUAUCCUGGGUAUGGAUAUGGUGGCUACGGAGGUUACGUAGAUUAUGGUUAUGGUUAUGGUGGAUAUGGAUAUCCUCAUCAUCAUCACCAUCACCAUGGGCAUCACCAUGGAUGGUAUUGAAGCAAUUCAUCAGAAGUUUUAUAAAAGCGUAUGUGUGUGGUGCGAACGAUUUAGGCGAUUUCACGAAAUUGAAUAGCGGGUGCGGUUCUUCGUUGGAAAUAACAAUACCUGUUACUCGU